This is a messenger RNA of Papaver somniferum (opium poppy), 1600 nucleotides long. RefSeq names its product ABC transporter G family member 9-like. Gene Ontology annotation, molecular function: ATP hydrolysis activity; ABC-type transporter activity; ATP binding. The transcript is spliced from 5 exons. Gene Ontology annotation, cellular component: membrane. NCBI's taxonomy places the organism in Eukaryota, Viridiplantae, Streptophyta, Magnoliopsida, Ranunculales, Papaveraceae. The coding region runs from base 1 to 1482 and encodes 493 amino acids. The record is from RefSeq and is a predicted model, not a curated record.
AUGAUAGUUCCCGGUCCAUCGUUUGAGGCUAAAGUAUAUAUAGAAGAACGAUUCUUAGGAGAAGAAGAAGAUCUAAUAGAGAAGAUUAAGCAUGCCGAAGAGGUAAUAACUCAGCUGAAUUUGACAAAGUGUAAGAACACCAUAAUGGGAGGACCAUUUCUGAGAGGUGUUUCCGGCGGAGAACGUAAGAGGGUUAGCAUUGGUCAAGAAAUCCUGAUCAACCCAAGUUUGUUGUUUCUGGACGAACCUACAUCUGGUUUGGAUUCAACAUCGGCUCAGCAAGUCGUGACUUUGUUAUGGGAGCUAGCCAGAGGUGGACGAACAGUUUUGAUGUCAAUUCAUCAACCUUCUAGCAGACUUUAUUACAUGUUCAAUAAGAUAUUAGUCCUGUCAGAGGGUAACGCUUUGUAUUUCGGAAAGGGAGAAGAAACUAUGGAUUACUUCGCUGGCAUCGGAUACUCUCCAUCUGUUACUAUGAAUCCAGCAGAUUUCCUUUUAGACCUUGCCAAUGGUGUUCAUAUGGACGAAAUGGAUAUGGAUAAAAGAAAGGAAGUAAAACAACAACUUAUCUCCGCUUACAAGAUAAAUCUGGAUGAUAAGGUGAAGAGGGAUAUUAAUGAUGAUCAUCAAACGAAGGAUCAUGAUAAGGAUUUUGGCAGAUGGAGUACUAGUUGGGGUCAGCAGUUCUGGGUAUUGUUAAGAAGGGAUCUUAAACAAACAAAGAACGAAUCAUUUUCAUUCAUAAAAAUUACACAAAUUCUCGUCAUGUCACUUCUUUGCGGGCUUCUUUGGUGGAAAUCGUCUACGGCCGAUUUACAAGACCAGAUUGGGCUACUAUUCUUUUACUCCAUGAUGUGGGGAUUAAUUCCACUUUUCCAAGCUUUAUUUACAUUCCCGCAAGAGAAGCUGAUGCUUACUAAGGAGCGAUCAUCAGGCAUGUACAGACUCUCAUCUUAUUUCAUGGCAAGAUCAGCAGGCGACCUACCAAUGGAACUUGCUCUGCCCUUCGGGUUUAUCAUCAUAACUUAUUGGAUGGCAGGCUUAAAACCAACGGCUUUUCAUUUUUUCAAAACGCUAGUUGUCGUUCUUUACACGGUUCUAGUUUCACAUGGAGUAGGGCUCGCAAUUGGUGCAGUAGUCAUGAAUUUUAGGUCUGCAACAACAUUGGCAGCAGUCAUAGUGAAUGCAUUCUUUUUAGUUGGUGGCUAUUACGUCCGAAACGUCCCAAGUAUCAUAGCAUGGCUCAAGUACGUAUCUGUCACGUACCAUAGCUACAAACUCCUGUUAAGUUCUCAGUAUAAAAUCGACGAGAUGUAUGCAUGUGGACCUAAUAUCACUUGCAGAAUCGGAAGUGAUCCUACUAUAGAAAAGAUUGGACUUGGAGGUGAAAUUAUCUCAUAUCUCUCUCUAACUGCAAUGCUCGUGGUUUUCAGAACGAUUGCUUACCUUGCACUUAUCAGGGUUGGAAAAGUGUCUCGUUAAUGGUUUGUCACGGAAUCUUGAUUAAAAGCUAAUGUAAGCAUAUAUAUACAUCCACCAGCAAAACAAAUUCACCACUAUAUAUCGAUCAAGUCAAAGAUGUCAUUAAGUGAAAUACCAG